AUGGCUACAGACCUGGAACAGCUGCUCGAGAUGGGCUUCGACAAGGCUCGAGCCGAGCUUGCCGUCAAGAGACCGGGUGGCCUUCAAGGCGCGCUGGAGUGGCUGGAGAAGAACGAGGACAAGCCUAUUGACGAGCUUCAGGCCGAUGCCGCCGAGGAGGAUGAUGAUGCAGCUACCCAGGCCAAGAUCGCCGAGCUGGAGACCGGCCAGGCCAAGUCCAUGGUCUGCAAUGAGUGUGGCAAAAAGUUCAGGAGCAUCAAUGCGGCUGAAUUUCAUGCUUCCAAGACUGAGCACACCGACUUCUCAGAGUCAACGGAGGAGAUUGCUCCCUUGACUGAGGAAGAGAAGAAGGCUAAACUGGAGGAGCUUAGAGAGCGAGUCAGGGCUAAGAAAAGCGCAGCAUCAGUCAAAGACAAGGAGGAAGCGAAAGAGAACGAGAGAAUUCGCCAGAAGUCCACCAAGGAAUCUCAGGAAGCCAAGGAGGAGCUCCAGCGCAAGGAACAGAUGAAAGAGGCAGCCCGCAAGCGCCAGGAGAAGCUCGAUGAUAUUGAGGCCAAGAAGCGCAUCAAGGCAAAGAUUGAGGCUGACAAGGCCGAGCGUCGGCGUAUUGCGGAGGAGGCCAAGGCAGCUCGUGAAGGACGCCUUCCCGACGCGGCUCCCGCGCCAGCUCCCGCUGCUGCUGCGGCCCCCAAGCCCAAGUCGAAUCACAACGAGGCCAGGCUCAGACUGCAGACUGACUCGGGAAAUAUUGUCAAGACCUUAUCUGCUGAGACCACCUUGUUUGAGGUUGCGCAGCAGCUACAAAGUGAGACUGGGGCAGCUGUAACCAGCUUUACGAUGACGUUCCCACGCAAGGUAUUCCAGGGAGAUACGGACAUGUCCAAGACUCUCAAGGAGGCUGGGCUCGUGCCAUCUGCUGUCUUGAUUGUCAAAUAG
Molecule: messenger RNA, 936 nt
Organism: Clonostachys rhizophaga
Lineage: Eukaryota; Fungi; Ascomycota; Sordariomycetes; Hypocreales; Bionectriaceae
Source: the annotation of a GenBank genome assembly